AUGUCUUCUCAUUCGUUCAGUAACCUCUUCCACUCUUCCACAACCACCACUACUCCAAACUCCUCAACAACUACCCUUCUUGAUUCCAUUGUUGCAACCCCAAAACAUCAACUCACUGCUUGUAUUUGCACCCAUUGUAACCAUCUCCUCACUUUCAAUCCUGCAGGAACAAGGUGGAGUCCAACGCCAAUUCAGUUAUUGGUGCUUGAGGAGUUGUAUAGGCAAGGAACCAAGACUCCGUCGGCCGAGCAAAUCCAGCAGAUAGCUUCUCAGCUGCGACGCUUCGGCAAGAUCGAAGGCAAGAAUGUCUUCUACUGGUUUCAGAAUCACAAGGCCAGGGAGCGCCAGAAGCGUCGCCGCCGCGAGAUGGAGGAAACUACUGCUGCUGCUUCUGCCAAAGGGUUGAAAGAGACAGGUUGUGAAGUUAAAGAGACAAAGAAGUGGGCAUCCACUUCAAACUGCAAUGGUGGUGGUGGACAUGCAGUUCAGGAAUCUAUGAGUGCAGUUGAUAUAUCAGAAAAGGAGUCAAAUGGUUGGAAUGAAUUUGAAGAGAGAGUUUUGAGGAGAAACAGAUCUGAGAGACAGGCUAAGUACUUUAACAUUCCCUCCAUUAACAUUGCAGCAACUGCUUCCGUAGCUUCACAGAUAACUCAUAACAUUCAACUUCUAAGUACUCAUCAUCAUCCUCAACAUCACAACUACAAUAAUAAACAAGACAAUAAUUCGUCUCAUCCUCGAACCCUUGAGCUUUUCCCAAUUCACAAGAACCAUGAUGAUGAUGAUGACAUCAUUUCUUUCUCGGACAGGAAGUCCAACAAGCUAUGUGCCAAUGCGUCCAUGGAAGAAGCCCUUAGCUGUGACCAGUUUUUUGAGUUUCUUCCAUUAAGGAACUGA
Molecule: messenger RNA, 894 nt
Organism: Arachis stenosperma
Lineage: Eukaryota; Viridiplantae; Streptophyta; Magnoliopsida; Fabales; Fabaceae
Product: WUSCHEL-related homeobox 6-like
Exons: 4
Coding region: 1-894 (297 amino acids)
Biological process (GO): plant organ development
Molecular function (GO): DNA-binding transcription factor activity; DNA binding
Source: RefSeq, a predicted model, not a curated record